UUCAAAGCAACACCGUGUCAAAUUCUUCUUUCUUCUCCACAAAACCAACUAACCAAGUGUUGGUAAUCAGAGCCUAUAUCACUCUGAUUCUUACUUGAAGAAGAUGAAGAUGAAGAUGAAAAUGGGUCUUCUCAAUUCCGCAGCCUGUGUUGUUUUGGUUGUUGUUAGUCAACUCUUUGUGGUGAGUUUAGGUGAUUAUAUAAACAGAGUCUCAGAGGCUUACUUAUCAGCUCUAGGAGACCCAGGGAUGAAGAACCCGAACGUCAGAGUUGCAUUGGAAGCUUGGAACUUCUGCAAUGAAGUUGGUACUGAAGCUCCCAACAUGGGCAGCCCCAGACUGGCCGAUUGUGCCGACCUCUCUUGCCCACUAAUCACUGAUCCUAUUGAUCGCGCUCCUCUUGGAGUCAAGAGUGAUUGUGUGAUUCAUCACAGAGUAAAUGAAUCAGACAACAACUUAAGGGCUGGUGAUAAGUUUCCUGUAAGCGAUUUUAAGCCAUACACAAACCCUGACUUGUAUGCAACCGAAAAGGAGCUGUAUCUUGCUUCUCUAUGUGAGGUUAAUGAUUCUUCAUCAGAUCCGUGGCAGUUUUGGAUGAUCAUGCUUAAGAAUGGGAAUUUCGACAAGAACACUACUCUUUGUCCUGAAAAUGGCAAGCCUGUAAGCAGAAUUGUAACGGAUAGGAAUUUUCCAUGUUUUGGUGAAGGUUGUAUGAAUCAGCCACUUGUUUACCAUAACUACUCGAGAUUAGUAUCUUAUGGGGACCAGAAUUUGUCAAUAACUGGAGGAUUUUAUGGAAGUUAUGAUCUUGAUGCUGACUUGGGAAAAGGUAUAGGGAACAACUCCUACUUUUCAGCCUCAUGGCAGAAAAAUUUGAGCACCGGAAGUUGGAUUUUCUCGCAAAGAUUGACAACAUCUGCCAAGUAUCCUUGGCUAAUGUUGUAUCUACGUUCAGAUGCAACAGAAGGACCUAAUGGUGGUUAUCACUAUGAUGGCCGUGGCAUCAUGAGAAAGUUGCCAGUCUCCCCAAAAUUUAAAGUAAGAUUGAGACUUGAUGUUAAGCAAGGAGGAGGAUCCAACAGUCAAUUUUAUCUUCUUGAUAUAGGAAGCUGUUGGAAGAACAAUGGAAAACCAUGCGACAGUAAUGUUUUGACAGAUGUGACUAGAUACAGUGAAAUGAUUAUAAACCCAGCGACUACAAACUGGUGCCGACCAGAUAACCUUGUCUCCUGCCCACCUUACCAUGUUACGGAAACCGGUAAUAGAAUAUACAGAAAUGAAACAUCUCGGUUUCCAUAUGCUGCUUAUCAUCUCUACUGUGCUCCUGGAAAUGCGAAAUAUUUGGAGAAACCAUAUGAUAUAUGUGACCCAUAUAGCAACCCACAAGCACAAGAAUUGGUGCAAAUUCUUCCCCACCCUGAAUGGUCUGUACAUGGCUAUCCUGAAAAGAAAGGAGAUGGAUGGAUUGGAGAUCCCAGGACAUGGGAGCUUGAUGUUGGUGCACUCUCUAGCCGGUUGUAUUUCUACCAGGACCCGGGAACAGAACCAGCAAAGCGGGUAUGGUCUUCACUUAAUGUGGGUACAGAAAUAUACGUCAGUCAACCAGGAGAGACUGCGGAAUGGACUGUAAGUGAAUUUGAUGUAUUAGUUCCUGAAGGUGUUGGAGAUAAUGGUACUAUGCCUUACUGAAUCUCCCAGUAAAGAAUAAGUAUUCAGUAGAAAAACAUGUACAUUUCAAUAUAAUUUGUACAUAACUAUGUAUACUAGACAAUAUGAUAAUUAUGAGACACACACAAGUUGACCCAGUU
Messenger RNA from Rosa chinensis, 1806 nucleotides. RefSeq lists its product as uncharacterized. The transcript has 4 exons. The coding region runs from base 104 to 1687 and encodes 527 amino acids. NCBI's taxonomy places the organism in Eukaryota, Viridiplantae, Streptophyta, Magnoliopsida, Rosales, Rosaceae. The record is from RefSeq and is a predicted model, not a curated record.